AUAGCUGAAGGCGACGCUGGUGCUCGUUCUCUUGGAGUUGCUAGUGCUGCCUUGAAUACACUGAAUCCGAUGGCGUUUGAGGAUGCCGCCGCUGGUAAGGGUGGUGAUUUAGAUGUCGACCAUGAGGCAACAACGGCAGCACCAGGUUCAUCAAGCGAUGACGAUACCAACGCCAAGGCAACCGCCGGGGGGAUAGGCCCCACGGCCACCUUCCGAUGUGUCAGCUGCGCUGAUGAGAUGAACCCCUCUUGGCGGAAUAGUAUGGAGGACGCCCACGAGACGGUGGCGCACUUCGACGGUGACCCGUCCACGUCGUUCUUCGCCGUGUACGAUGGACACGGAGGUCGGGGCACGGUUGAUUUCGUGUCGUCGCGGCUGGAGGAGAUCCUUGCCGAGGAGAUGAGAGCCGACAACACCAGCUCCAUUCAAGAAAGAAUCACGAGGGCGUACGGCUUGACGGAUUGCUUGUGUAAGGAGGCUUCCGUGCUGACGUCUGGGGCAACAGCUGUCACAUGCCUACUCAGGGAGCAAGACGGGAAGGUCACGAUACACGCGGCCAACAUCGGGGAUAGUCGAGCGGUGCUAGCCAGAGGCGGCAAGGCGGAGCGGUUAACCUACGACCACAAGGCGGAGGACGCGGCGGAACAGGAGAGGGUCAACGCCGCGGGUGGCUUCGUGCUGAGGAAUCGUGUCCUGGGCAUCCUGGCGGUUUCCAGGAGCUUCGGGAACCAGGGGAUGAAGGAUCUCGUGACUGCUGUGCCCCACGUCUCCGAGACAAGCGUUUGUCCGGAUUGCACAUUCCUGAUCCUGGCAUGCGAUGGGGUUUGGGACGUCUUCACGGACAACGACGCCGUUUCCUUCGUAACGCAGGCGAUGGAGACUAUGGCCGAGGCGGACGUGGCAGGCGCGCUGCUACGUGAAUCUCUAGCAAGAGGAAGCACGGAUAACAUCACCGUCGUGAUCGUCUUCUUCUGAAGCCUCUUCUGAAGCUGAAGCCUUUCGGUUUUCGUGGUUGUCGGGGCGGCCUGUUCUUUUGCACAACCACCGAAUGAAAGCCAGAUGUAGAAGGAGG
This is a messenger RNA of Ectocarpus siliculosus, 1072 nucleotides long. The record is from the annotation of a GenBank genome assembly. Lineage: Eukaryota; Phaeophyceae; Ectocarpales; Ectocarpaceae.